Molecule: messenger RNA, 6518 nt
Organism: Perognathus longimembris pacificus (Pacific pocket mouse)
Lineage: Eukaryota; Metazoa; Chordata; Mammalia; Rodentia; Heteromyidae
Gene: Tdrd6
Product: tudor domain containing 6
Exons: 5
Coding region: 1-6474 (2157 amino acids)
Biological process (GO): spermatogenesis
Source: RefSeq, a predicted model, not a curated record
AUGAGCUGGACGCCGGGGCUCCCGCCGCCGGGGGCGUCGCUGACCCUGCGGGUGACCUUCGUGGACGUGCACCCCGACGUGAUCCCCGUGCAGCUGUGGGGCCUGGUGGGCCAGCGGCGGGAGGAGUACGUGCGGCUGAGCCGGGAGAUCCAGGAGGCGGCGGCGACGCGCGGGCCCUGGGCGCUGGGCGGCGCCCCGGCGGCGCCGGGCGAGCUGUGCCUGGUGCAGGUGGGGCUCGUGUGGCACCGCUGCCGCGUGGUGAGCCGCCAGGCGCAGGAGAGCCGCGUCUUCCUGCUGGACGAGGGCCGCACCAUGGCGGCGGGCGCGGGCUCGCUGGCGCCGGGCCGCAGCGAGUUCUUCCACCUGCCGUCGGAGGUGCUGGGCUGCGUGCUGGCGGGCCUGGCGCCCGCGGGCGGCGGGGGCGCGGGCGGGGGCGAGCCGCAGACGUGGGCGCCCGGCGCCGUGGACUUCCUGAGCGGCCUGCAGGGCCAGGAGCUGCGGGGCCGCGUCCUGGACGUGCUGCUCCCCUACCGCCUGGUGCUGCUGGAGGUGCCCGCCGUCUUCCAGCAGAUGCAGGAGCUGGGCCUGGCCCGCCAGGUGCCCGACGGCCUCUUCUGCUUCCUGCUGAAGCGCUACCUGGCGUCGGUGGGCAAGGCCGCGUCGGGGACCCCGGUCCUCCCGCGGGUGCUGCCCAAGCCCGAGCCGCCGGGCCUGGAUUACUUCUACCCGCAGCUGCAGCUGGGCGUGACGGAGCCCGUGGUGGUGACGCAGGUGUGCCACCCGCACCGCAUCCACUGCCAGCUGCGGAGCCUGUCGCAGGAGAUCCGCCGCCUGUCGGAGAGCAUGGCGCAGGCGUACCGCGCGUCCCCGCCCGCCGCGCGGGGCACGGGGGACGAGAGCGCGGGGGCGGCGGCGGGGCCGGCGGGGGGCGGGCCCGGCGGCGGCGGCGGCGAGGAGCGGGAGGAGAGCCCCGACAAGCCGGGCUCCCCGUGCGCCUCGUGCGGGCUGGACGGCCGCUGGUACCGCGCGCUGCUGCUGGAGACGUUCCGGCCGCAGCGCUGCGCGCAGGUGCUGCACGUGGACUACGGGCGCAAGGAGCUGGUGAGCUGCAGCAGCCUGCGCUACCUGCUGCCCGAGUACUUCCGCAUGCCCGUGGUCACCUACCCGUGCGCCCUGUACGGGCUCUGGGACUGCGGCCGCGGCUGGUCGCGCUCGCAGGUGGGCGACCUCAAGGCGCUGAUCCUGGGCCAGGCGGUGAACGCCAAGAUCGAGUUCUACUGCUCGCUGGAGCACGCGUACUACGUGACGCUGUACGGGGAGGACGGCCUGAACCUCAACUGCGCCUUCGGGGUGCAGGCCUGCUGCCUGGCGGACCGCUUCCUGCGCAGCAGCCGCGGCGGCGGCUCGGACGGGGAGGAGGACGAGGAGGACGAGGAGGAGGAGGAGGCGGCGGCGGCGGCGGCGGCGGGCGCGGCGCUGCUGCUGCCGCCGUCGCCGCCCCCGGCGGAGGAGGAGCGGGACGCGUUCCCCCCGCGCGCCCUGCGGAGCAUCCGGCUCCGGAUGAACGCCUUCUACGACGCGCAGGUGGAGUUCGUGCAGAGCCCGUCGGAGUUCUGGAUCCGCCUGCGCAAGCACGGCCGCGCCUUCCACAGGCUGGCCCGCAAGAUGGGCAGCUUCUACGCGUCGGCCAGCAAGCUGGACGGCGUGGUGCUGAGGCCCGAGCCCGACGACCUGUGCUGCGUCAAGUGGAAGGAGAACGGCUACUUCCGGGCCACGGUGACGCGGCUGGACGGCCAGAGCGUGGACGUGUUCCUGGUGGACCGGGGAAACUCGGAGACGGUGGACUGGUACGACGUGAGGAUGCUGCUCCCGCAGUUCCGGCAGCUGCCCGUCCUGGCGCUGAGGUGCGCCCUGGCGGACAUCUGGCCCCUGGGGAAGAGCUGGAGCCAGGAGGCCAUCUCCUUCUUUAAGAAGACGGUCCUCCACAAGGAACUGGUCAUCCACAUCCUGGACAGGCAGGACCACCAGUACAUCAUCGAGAUUCUGGACGAAUCGCGCACCGGAGAGGAAAACAUUAGCAAGGUGAUCGCCCAGGCCGGCUACGCCAAGUACCAGGAGUUCGAGACCCAGGGGAACGGGCCCUCCCCGGGGCAGGGGGCCGGCGCUUUCCUCGCGGAGAGUCACAAGGCGGCGUGUUCUGCCCAGAAGGUCGGGGAACAGAGAGCCAAGAUGGAAAACAAAACCUCCUCUGCGCUAGAAACUCCCAGCGACCCAGCAAUGGCUGCCCACGUUCUGGCUGGGCAAGUGGUGCUGGAGAAGGAGAAGGGGAUCCCUCUGGGUUCCCCUCCGGUCCCCAGCUUCUUGUCCAUGAAAGCCGCCGACCUUUGCUGGAAAAACGAACUGGAGGUGGGAACCACCGUGGAAGUGAAGGUGUCCUGCGUGGAGAACCCCAGCUCCUUCUGGUGUCAGUUGUCGAAGGACACGCAGGGGUUUAGAACUCUGAUGUGUGACAUUGCAGAUUAUUGUGAAAACACCCCGGCCCCUUACCAGGGAAUCACCCCUGCUUGCCUGGCGAAGAGGGCCGAGAGCGGGAAGUGGUCCCGAGCCCUGAUCUGCGGGGCCCCGUCCUCGGAACUCGUCAGCGUGGUCUUCAUCGAUUAUGGGGACAAAGACACUGUGCCUGUGAGGAAUAUAUACGCCAUGACCAACGACUUUCUCACCGUUAGAGCUCAGGCUUUCAGGUGCAGCCUUUAUAAUCUAAUCCAGCCCACUGGGGAGAAUCCCUUCGUGUGGGAUGAGAAGGCCGUGCAGGCGUUCAGCGGAUUUGUCAACAACGCCUGGCAAAACAACCUCGAGUUAAAAUGCACCAUCUUUGCUCUGGCGUCCGUCCAGGAUGCGGAGCCCUUUAACGUCGUGGACCUGCUGACUCCCUUUCAGAGUGCGUGCCAUUUCUUGGUGGAGAAGAGACUCGCCAGGCCCGUAAAGCUCCAGAAGCCUCUGGAAGCGUCUGUGCGGCUCCACUCCUACUACUAUUCCACACACGACAUGAAAAUCGGGAGUGAAGAGGCCGUGUACAUAACCCACGUCGAUGACCCCUGGACAUUCUACUUCCAGCUGGCAAGAAACUCGAGUGUGUUGGAGCAGCUGUCGUACAGCAUCACGCAGUUAAGUGACGUUUUGCUGAAGCUGGACACGUCUCCCUCGGUCCCCGGGAACUUGUGCCUUGCCCAGUACACAGACAGCAACUGGUACCGAGGGGUAAUAAUGGAAAAGGAUCCGAAUAAAGUCUUCUUUGUGGACUUCGGGAACAUUUAUGUCACCAACGAGAACCUCCUGCCCAUACCCCGGGAUGCGUACGACGUUUUGCUCCUGCCCAUGCAAGCCGUCAAGUGCUCCUUGUCGGAUAUCCCCAGUCACAUUCCGGAAGAGGUGACGACAUGGUUUCAAGAGACCGUGUUAGACAAGUCCCUGAAGGCCUUAGUGGUGGCGAAAGAUCCGGAUGGAAGGCUGAUUAUAGAACUCUACGAUGACAGCAUCCAAAUCAACGCCAGCAUUAAUGAGAAGGUAGGGUUGCUGGGUUGUAAAAACAGGAUCAAGAAAAAACAGAAAGAGGGCGAAGCGUUCUUCACCUCUGAAACCCCGGAAGAAAAACAUGACACGGUGAAGCUGUCUCCUACAGCGUACCUGAGUAAGUCAGGAGAGAGCCGAUUACACGGUGGGGAGAUCCUCGGCGACGCUUGCAAACCCAAGAUGAGCUCCCUGUGUAAGGAGUUCAGGGGUUUACAGAGCCCAGCGAAGACCAGUCUGUUCCCUCAAUAUCAGGACCCUGUGGAAAACACCAACGAGCCAGGGUUUCCCUUAGCACGAGUCAAGAAAGACAUUUUUGAGGACGCCCCCCUGCAGACCCUGAGGGUGGAGGGCACCCUCCCGGAGAGGCGGGCCGGGGCCCCGGGGAACAAAGACUUGCCUCGAAAACUCGGCGAGCUCCCCAAGAAGAUGAUCUCGCCCGGCUUGAAGACGACCGUGUACGUGUCCCACGUGAACAACAUCUCCGACUUCUACGUCCAGCUCAUGGAGGACGAGGCGGAAAUCAACCAGCUUUCUGAGAGGCUGAACAAUGCCCAGACCCUCCCGCAGCACUACACGGGGCCGCCUCUGCAAAGCGGGAACGUCAUCUGCGCCCUGUUCCCCGAAGACAACCUGUGGUACCGGGCCGUGGUCCGGGAGCGCCAGCCCAACGACUUCCUCUCGGUGCAGUUCAUAGACUACGGCAACGUGUCCGUGGUUCACGCCACCAAGACCGGCAGGCUGGAGCCGGCGAACGCCCUGUUGCCGGGCCUGUGCGUCCACUGCUCUCUGCGAGGACUCUGCGUCCCCGACAUCAUCGACUGUAAGGAAAUCACCACUUACUUUUCCCAAAGGACCGACGAAGCCCAGAUGGAAUGUGAAUUUAUCAAAUUUCAGGACCGGUGGGAGGUGAUUCUUACUGACGACCGAGGCAUGAUCGCAGAAGAUGUGGUGAACAGAUACGCUUCCAUCGAAAAACCCCGGGCGGGCCUUGCCACCCCGAUUGUGAAAGGGGAUCGCUCAAAGUCUGCCAACCGACCGGACGUGGACACCUCCGUGUUCCUGAACUGGUACAACCCGCAGAUGAAGGCGCUCCGAGCGUAUGCCACCGUCAUCGACGGGCCCGAGUACUUCUGGUGUCAGUUUGCAAACACGGAGGAACUCCAGUACUUAGAGACGGAGGUUCAGAACGCCGGCAAGCAGAUCCUGGAGUGGAGGAACCGCAUCCACUCGCCUCAGAUCGGAGACCCGUGCAUAGUCAAAUACAGGGAAGACGGGCACUACUACCGCGCCCUGAUCACCAGCAUCUGUGAGGACGACUUCCUGACUGUCAGGCUUGUGGACUUUGGGAACAUGGAGGACUGCGUGGACCCCAAAGCGGUCUGGAACAUCCCCGGGGAGCUGCUGAUGGUUCCCAUGCAGGCGUUCCCGUGCUGCCUGGCGGGAUUUCACGUCUCGGGAGGCGCGUGCCCCCAAGACGGCAAUGACUACUUCUACGAAAUCGUCACACAGGACGUGCUGGAGGUGACCAUCCUGGAGAUCCAGAAGGACGUGUGCGACAUCCCCCUGGCCAUCGUCGACCUGAGAAGCAGAGGCGAGAGUAUCAAUGAGAAGAUGAAGAAGUACGCCAAGCUGGGCCUUCCCAAGAGCGGCCUGUCCUACGAGAAGAAGGGCCCCGAGGUCAAAGGAGGCUCCGGGCCCCCCAGCCCGGGGCUUGGGCCUCAGAAGCCAGGCAACAAAGCUGUCCAAGAGCAGGCGUCGUCGUACGCGGAGCCGGAGCCGGAGCAACUCCCCGACAGGGGCGAGAAAGAGCUGCACGCGCUCGACGCCAAACCGAGCAAGUUCUACGACCUGGGACCGGAUUGCGUUUUCGAGGCCUCGGAGAACUCGUGCAAAGAUCACAUGGCGUCGGAGGUGCUGGAAGGGGGCCUGGAGGGCCCCCCGGGGGACCCGGGCACGUUCGAGGAGAAGUACCUGAUGGCAGGCUUCGGCACCGCCUCGUCCCUGGCCAGCGAGGUGAAGGAGCUCCUGGAAGCGAGCUCGCUGGAGCUGCCGCUCUCCCCGGAUGAGGAGUCCAGAGAAUUCUUAGAACUGGAACCCAUGGAACUGCAGUGUUCCCUGGUGGGGGAUGAAGACAAAGAGGACCUCGACCCGGGGCCGCCCCCGGGGUCCCUGUCCCCAGGCCGCGGCCCCGGAGGUGCCCUGGAGCCCUUCGCGGCCCAGCUCUCCCUCGAGGGCGAAGCCGAGCAGCAGCCAGAGCUAGAACUGCCCCUGUCCCAGCCGUUUCCGGAGGCGGGCCUAGACGCCCUGCCGGCCAGAGCGGCUCAGCAGCCUCAGGAUUCCAGAUGUGCCGGUGACCGGAGCAGAUCCAGCUGUGCGGCGCCGGCUGACGAUCAGCACGCGGGGGCCUCGGGCGGGGCCCCCCUGCCCACCGACGAGAGCCCGUUCGGGGAAGACUUCCCCACGUACCGAGGCAGGAACGCCGCCGGGCUGCCGCCGGCCCCCCUGGUCCCCACGGAGGAACCCCGGGAAGGAAGGAAGCAAGUCCACAUGGCAGCGGAUCACAUCUCAGGUAGUCUUAUUCCAUUGAAUUUGGCAGUUCAGCUGCAGAACACCUACACCUUGAAAGGAUUUUCAGUUGGAUCCAAAUGUGUUGUGUGGUCAAGUCUGAGAAACACAUGGUCCAAAUGUGAGAUUUUGGAAAUAGCCGAAGAAGGCACUAGGGUUCUGAACCUUUCCAGCGGCGUAGAGGAGGUCGUAAGCCCUGAGAACGUCUGGAAUGGCAUCCCCCAAUUAGACAAGGGCCCGUCUGAGGCUGGCUUCCAAACAAUGGGGAAAGAUCAUUACUUCAUGUCACCGGAUAAUGUCACAAUGACAGAAAAGGAGUGCGGCGAUGACCUCGAUUAGCCGACGGACUCGCGGAGGGGGCGAGAAGCGGCUCCGCGAGGAGA